Molecule: messenger RNA, 2967 nt
Organism: Herpailurus yagouaroundi (jaguarundi)
Lineage: Eukaryota; Metazoa; Chordata; Mammalia; Carnivora; Felidae
Gene: BMAL1
Product: basic helix-loop-helix ARNT like 1
Exons: 22
Coding region: 541-2457 (638 amino acids)
Biological process (GO): regulation of DNA-templated transcription
Cellular component (GO): cytoplasm; transcription regulator complex; nucleus
Molecular function (GO): protein dimerization activity; DNA-binding transcription factor activity
Source: RefSeq, a predicted model, not a curated record
UGGUGCGACAUUUAGGGAAGGCAGAAAGUAGGUCAGGGACGGAGGUGCCUGUUUACCCGCGCCGGACUCACCGCCGCCGCCGCCGCGGGAUCCGAGUGGGGGCGCGGACGCGGGCGCUCCCGCGAGCCACGGUGGUGCUGGCUAGAGUGCACGCAUUUGGACCCAAGCUUAACUUUUCAAAUGUGGAAUCCUAGGCCUUCACUGCGUUCCCAGCCUCGGGCAGGCAGACAUCAAGACGGGCCAGUGGCCGCCACGUGCUCAAGUAGACAGGGCUGUGUUUCCGGAAGAAGUUGACUGCCCGAAAGGAAACUGCAAAACAUGAAAGUCGCUUUGAGGUGACCGAUAAGCCCCGUGGCCCCUUGCUUCUCCCGCAGUGGAUCUGAGCUUUAAGAACUCUAACUUCAGAUGAAGCAACUUGAGCCCAGGGAGAGGGAGUGAGCGCCCGGGUCACGUGGUGUGGAGCUCGGCCCGUCCGCGGGCAGUGCGCGGCCCUCUCAACUCGGCUUGGACUUGGAGUCCCUCGCAAGGUCCCGACCUCCAAUGGCCGACCAGAGAAUGGACAUUUCUUCAACAAUCAGUGACUUCAUGUCCCCGGGCACCACCGACCUCCUCUCCAGCCCCCUGGGCCCCGGCGGCACGGAUUGCAACCGCAAGCGGAAAGGCAGCUCCACCGACUACCAACUUGAUGACUUUUCUUUUGAAGAAAGCAUGGACACGGACAAAGAUGACCCUCACGGAAGGUUAGAAUAUACAGAGCACCAAGGAAGGAUCAAAAAUGCAAGGGAAGCUCACAGCCAGAUUGAAAAGAGGCGUCGGGACAAAAUGAACAGUUUUAUUGACGAAUUGGCGUCUUUGGUACCUACGUGCAAUGCCAUGUCCAGGAAAUUAGAUAAGCUCACUGUGCUAAGGAUGGCUGUUCAGCACAUGAAAACAUUACGAGGUGCCACCAAUCCAUACACAGAAGCGAACUACAAACCAACUUUUCUGUCAGAUGAUGAAUUGAAACACCUCAUUCUCAGGGCAGCAGAUGGAUUUUUGUUUGUCGUAGGAUGUGACCGAGGGAAGAUACUCUUUGUCUCAGAGUCUGUCUUCAAGAUCCUCAACUACAGCCAGAACGAUCUGAUUGGCCAGAGUUUGUUUGACUACCUGCACCCUAAAGAUAUCGCCAAAGUGAAGGAGCAGCUCUCCUCCUCGGACACGGCGCCCCGGGAGCGGCUCAUAGAUGCAAAAACUGGACUUCCAGUUAAGACAGAUAUAACCCCUGGGCCGUCUCGAUUAUGUUCUGGAGCACGACGUUCUUUCUUCUGUAGGAUGAAGUGUAACAGGCCUUCGGUAAAGGUUGAAGACAAGGAUUUCCCCUCUACCUGCUCAAAGAAAAAAGCAGAUCGAAAGAGCUUCUGCACCAUCCACAGCACAGGGUAUCUGAAGAGCUGGCCGCCCACAAAGAUGGGGCUGGAUGAAGACAGUGAACCAGACAACGAGGGCUGUAAUCUCAGCUGCCUGGUCGCAAUUGGACGACUACAUUCUCACGUGGUUCCACAGCCGGUGAACGGGGAAAUCAGGGUGAAGUCUAUGGAAUAUGUGUCUCGGCACGCGAUAGACGGGAAGUUUGUUUUUGUAGACCAGAGGGCAACAGCUAUUUUGGCAUAUUUACCGCAAGAACUUCUAGGCACAUCAUGUUAUGAAUAUUUUCACCAAGAUGACAUAGGACAUCUCGCAGAAUGUCAUAGGCAAGUUUUACAGACAAGAGAAAAGAUUACGACUAAUUGCUAUAAGUUUAAAAUCAAAGAUGGUUCUUUCAUCACGCUGCGGAGUCGAUGGUUCAGUUUCAUGAACCCUUGGACCAAGGAAGUAGAAUACAUCGUCUCAACCAACACUGUUGUUUUAGCCAACGUCCUGGAAGGCGGGGACCCAACCUUCCCGCAGCUCACAGCGUCCCCCCACAGCAUGGACAGCAUGCUGCGCUCUGGAGAAGAUUCCUUUGUUGUAGGUGGCCCAAAGAGGACCCACCCCACUGUUCCAGGGAUUCCAGGGGGAACCAGGGCUGGGGCAGGCAAAAUAGGUCGAAUGAUUGCUGAAGAAAUCAUGGAGAUCCACAGAAUAAGAGGGUCAUCGCCUUCCAGUUGUGGCUCCAGCCCAUUAAAUAUCACAAGUACACCUCCCCCUGAUGCCUCUUCUCCAGGAGGCAAAAAGAUUUUAAACGGAGGGACUCCAGACAUUCCUUCCAGUGGCCUACUACCAGGGCAGGCUCAGGAAAACCCAGGUUAUCCAUAUUCUGAUAGUUCUUCUAUUCUUGGUGAGAACCCUCACAUAGGCAUAGACAUGAUAGAAAACGACCAAGGCUCAAGCAGUCCCAGCAAUGAUGAAGCAGCAAUGGCCGUCAUAAUGAGUCUCUUGGAAGCAGAUGCUGGGCUGGGAGGUCCCGUUGACUUCAGUGACUUGCCAUGGCCGCUGUAAACACUACAUGUUGCUUUGGCAACAGCUACAGUAUCAAAGUGCAUUACUGGUGGAGUUUUACAGUCUGUGAAGCUUACUGGAUAAGGAGAGAACAGCUUUUAUGUACUGUCCUCAUAAAAGCCACCUCAGAGCCAUUGAUACAAGUCAAUCUUACUAUGUGUAACUUCAGACAAAGUGGAACUAAGCCUGCUCCAGUGUUUUCUCAUCAUUGAUUAUUGGGCUAGCUGUGGAUAGCUUGCAUUAAUUGUAUAUUUUGGAUUCUGUUUGUGUUGAAUUUUUUAAUCAUCGUGCACAGAAGCAUCAUUGGUAGCUUUUAUAUGCAAAUGGUCAUUUCAGAUGUAUGGUGUUUUUACACUACAAAGAAGUCCCCCAUGUGGAUAUUUCUUAUACUAAUUGUAUCAUAAAGCCGUUUAUUCUUCCUUGUAAGAAUCCUUUACUAUAAAUAUGGGUUAAAGUAUAAUGUAUUAGACAGUUAAAUAUUUUUAAUAAAUGUUUCCCUUGUUCUAUAAA